AUGCUGAUCUUUCUAUACACACUCUUGAUUUUCCAUCAUCCUUAUGCGAAGGCGGAAAACAAUCCUUGCCAAAUGAUGGGAGACCCUAAAUACCCGCUGCUGUACAAGAAUGGAGAUAUAACUUUUGGGGGACUUUUUGCAAUACACAGCAAAGAAACCUUAUCUUCAUUUGAGUUUACGCAGAAACCUCAGGUUUUAUCAUGCUCCAGUGUGAAUCUAAGAGAUUUUCGUCUGGCUCAGAUUAUGACAUUUGCUAUUGAGGAGAUUAAUAGAAGUGCAAUUUUGCUCCCUAAUGUUUCUAUUGGCUACAAAAUCUUUGAUACCUGUGCUUCAAGAUUGUCUUCUAUGAGUGCAACUAUGGAAGUGAUGAAUGGACAGGAGUUUUCAGAAGAAGAUAAAUGCAAUGGACACACUCCUAUACAUGCUAUCAUAGGAGAAACAGAGUCUUCUGCCACAGUGAUUCUGUCCAGAACUACAGGACCUUUUAAAAUCCCAGUGAUAAGUCACUCAGCAACAUGUGAAUGUCUCAGUAAUAGGAAAGCUUACCCAUCAUUCUUCAGAACUAUUGCUAGUGAUUAUCACCAGAGCAGAGCACUUGCAUACAUAGUCAAACACUUUGGCUGGUCUUGGGUUGGAGCUGUGAACAGUGACAAUGAUUAUGGAAACAAUGGAAUGGCCAUCUUUCUUCAUACAGCCAAAAAGGAGGAGAUAUGUGUAGAGUACUCUGUGAAAUUCUACCGAACAGAGCCUGAAAAACUCCAAAAAGCAGUAGACAUAAUAAAAAAAGGCACUGCAAAAGUAAUUGUUGCAUUUAUUUCAGUGUUUGAGAUGGGAUUACUUAUUGAGCAGCUACGUAUUCAGAACAUUACAGGCCUCCAAAUUAUUGGUGUGGAGGCAUGGAUAACUUCAAAGAGUUUGAUCACUCCAAACACAUUUCAUGUUCUUGGAGGGUCACUGGGGUUUGCAGUAAGAAAAAUUGCUGUUGAAGCGUUUUCCGAUUAUGUUACAAACGCAUUUUGGGAGACAGUUAUUCCAUGUUCACAGAGCGAUGACAAUUCAUGUAAAACUGAACUUAAUUGCAGCAGAUAUCAGGAUCUACUUGUUUUGAGAUGUUACAAUGAAGAUGUGCCUGAACAAAGAUUUUCAAGCAAUGUCUACAAAGCAGUUUAUGCUGUGGCUCAUGCAGUACACAAUAUGCUCAAGUGCAAAGAACAUAAUGGUUGUGAUCAAGACCUGACAAUACAACCACAUCAGAUUGUUGAGGCUCUAAAAAAAGUCAACUUCACUGUGAAGUUUGGCGAUCGUGUGUGGUUUGACAACACUGGUUCAACAGUAGCACAGUAUGAAGUUGUGAACUGGCAGCAGGACUCUGAUGGAUCAAUUCAGUUUAAAGCAGUGGGUUACUAUGAUGCCUCACUGCCCCCUGACCAGCGCUUUGUGCUUAACACUGAAAACAUCAUCUGGGCUGGAGGACAGCUGCAGCCAAGGUCUGUGUGCAGUGAGAGUUGUCCUCCAGGCACUAGGAAGGCUGGACAGAAAGGAAGACCUGUCUGCUGUUAUGACUGUAUUCCAUGUGCAGAUGGAGAAAUCAGUAAUGAGACAGAUUCAAAUAACUGCAUGCAGUGUCCAGGGGAAUUCUGGUCUAAUGCUGAAAAAAGUAAAUGUGUGUUAAAGGCUGUAGAGUUUCUGUCAUUCACAGAAGUUAUGGGUAUAGUGUUGGUCUUUUUUUCACUGUUUGGAGUAGGAAUAACUGUACUUUUGGCCAUUCUGUUUCAUAAUAAGAGGGACACCCCCAUAGUAAAAGCCAACAACUCAGAGCUGAGCUUCCUGCUGCUCUUCUCAUUGACUCUGUGUUUUCUCUGUUCGCUUACUUUCAUUGGUCGCCCCACUGAGUGGUCCUGUAUGUUACGUCACACAGCGUUUGGGAUCACUUUUGUCCUCUGUAUCUCCUGUGUUCUGGGGAAAACAAUUGUUGUGUUAAUGGCCUUCAAGGCCACACUUCCAGGAAGUAAUGUCAUGAAAUGGUUUGGGCCUGUACAACAGAGACUCAGUGUUCUUACCUUUACACUUAUUCAGGUUCUUAUCUGUGUGCUUUGGCUAACAAUAUCUCCUCCUUUUCCCUAUAAAAAUAUGAAAUUUUAUAAAGAGAAGAUCAUUCUUGUCUGCAGUUUAGGAUCAUCUGUAGGUUUUUGGGUUGUACUGGGUUACAUUGGUCUACUGGCUCUCUUGUGCUUCAUUCUGGCUUUUCUGGCUCGGAAGCUGCCUGAUAACUUCAAUGAAGCUAAAUUCAUCACAUUCAGUAUGCUCAUAUUCAGUGCUGUGUGGAUCACAUUUAUUCCAGCUUAUGUCAGUUCCCCUGGAAAAUUUACUGUAGCUGUGGAGAUAUUUGCCAUUUUAGCCUCAAGCUUUGGUUUAUUAUUCUGUAUAUUUGCACCUAAAUGUUACAUCAUCCUGUUUAAGCCCGAACAAAAUACAAAACAACAUUUAAUGGGAAAGUCACAAACCAACUCCUACUGA
Molecule: messenger RNA, 2517 nt
Organism: Triplophysa dalaica
Lineage: Eukaryota; Metazoa; Chordata; Actinopteri; Cypriniformes; Nemacheilidae
Product: extracellular calcium-sensing receptor-like
Exons: 6
Coding region: 1-2517 (838 amino acids)
Biological process (GO): G protein-coupled receptor signaling pathway
Cellular component (GO): membrane
Molecular function (GO): G protein-coupled receptor activity
Source: RefSeq, a predicted model, not a curated record